UGAAGACGCGUCAAUACCGCUCUUUUUACUCACCAACAGAGAACGUUACAAAAAGGUGAAUACGAAACGGAAACCAAAUACAUUUGAACUAUGGACAAACGUCGGCAAGUAACUCGCGCAGGAACAACUCAAUUGGUUAAACGUGCAAAAUAUGACCACUCUGCAGUCGAAAAUGAUACCUCAAGCAAUUUACAGAUGCUAGGACACACGGACGAAGUCUUAGUUGUCCGUUUUAGUCCAAGCGGAUCCUAUUUUGCAUCAGCCGGUGUAGAUAAACAAUUGUUCUUGUGGGACGUGGACCAUGGAUGCUCAAAUUUUGGAUUAAUCAAAGGAUCAAAAGGUGCUAUUCUAGACUUGCAAUGGAGCAGAGACUCUUCCAGCGUUUACACGUGUGGUUCUGAUUAUAUUGUUUCUACUUGGGAUGUGAACACGGGCAAAAGAGCUUGCAAGCAUGUCGGUCAUACAGACAUUGUAAACGCAAUUGACGUUUUGCGUGUCGGAAACGAGAUUAUAGCAUCUGUCGGUGAUGACUGUUCACUUAAACUCUGGGACGCACGAGAAAAAAAAGAAGCCCAAAACAUCAAACAAAAAUACCCACUCACAGCUGUUGCCGUGUCCAAGCAAGGAUCAACAGUUUUUACAGGUGAUGUUUCUGGACAAAUUGUGGCAUGGGAUUUACGUUCUUCUCAGCCCUUGUACACGUUGAAUGAUUCCUCAGAUAUAAUUACAAGCUUGGCGAUAUCCCCCGAUGGUACACGGCUCCUCUCAAACUCUCGGGAUAGUAUCGUUCGUACCUUUAACAUCCAACCCUUUGCUCCGGCUACUCGUUUAUUGAACACGGCUACAGGCGCUAUGCAAGGUCACGAACACUGCCUGACAGGAGCAGCUUGGAACCACGACGCUUCCCUCAUUGCUUCUGGCAGUGCAGACCGCUCUGUUUAUGUUUGGGAUGACGAAGGACAAUUAAAAUACCAGCUUCCUGGUCACGAAGGCUCUGUAACACACGUUGACUUUCAUCCCCAAAGAAAUGCCAUAUUGUCCUGUUCCACAGACAAAACUAUUCUUCUUGGAGAAUUACAAUAA
Messenger RNA from Schizosaccharomyces japonicus yFS275, 1083 nucleotides. RefSeq names its product splicing factor Spf38. NCBI's taxonomy places the organism in Eukaryota, Fungi, Ascomycota, Schizosaccharomycetes, Schizosaccharomycetales, Schizosaccharomycetaceae. Gene Ontology annotation, cellular component: U5 snRNP; post-mRNA release spliceosomal complex; spliceosomal complex. The transcript has 7 exons. The record is from RefSeq and is a predicted model, not a curated record. The coding region runs from base 91 to 1083 and encodes 330 amino acids.